AAAAUUUUAGUUAAAAGACCAUACAAAAUCAACAUAAUACAUGACAGUGAAAACAAGAACAGUCAGAAACUUGGAAAAUAACAGAUCUUACCUAAAUCCAUGCCGAAACUUCUCUUUGACUUGAAUUGGACAGCCAUACUCUCUCUCUCUCUCUGAUCUAUUCUCUCUUUGAUCUCUCUCUGCUCUAUUCUCAUUAGAUCUGAUCUCUCUUUUUGUUCUGUUGUAGAUCAAAGAAAUAGAGAGAGAGAAGAGUAAAGAUGCAUAGAUCAUCAAGCACAACUCGAGUCUCUGACGACUACUUAAAAUACCAUUCAUCGUCGUCGUCGGCGGCGUCGCCAUCGCCAGUUUUGAGAUCGUUGUCGUUGGAAGCGAAUGAGUUGCCUCAGUUGGAACCAAUGUCGGAGGCAUCAAAAAAAGAGAAGUCUCGUGUGAAGUUAGCUGAGAAUGCUAUCCAUCUCAUACCUUUCGUCUUGCUUCUCUGUGCCCUCAUUCUCUGGUUCUUUUCUAAUCCUGAAAUAAAUUUGCCAAUAAAACCAGACUCAAUAGCUGGGAGAAUAAAAGGAUUGACACUAGAAGGUGAAACUGAGGGAGAUAAUUCAGAAAUAGGGACGGUGGCAGGAAUCGACUUGGGAGAAUUAGAUCCAGGAAAACUAAUCGAAGAUCGCAAAGCUUCGUCAACUUCAGAUGACAAAUCCUCGUGAGGAGAAAGUCUUUUCUUUGCUUGUCUUAGUUCUUUCAAGUUUGAGAUGUUCUUAAUUAUUCAUUUUUUUUUAGAAUACAUUUUCUACAUUUAAUUCAACCUAUCAAGCUUCAACCUCGCAAACUA
Molecule: messenger RNA, 826 nt
Organism: Camellia sinensis
Lineage: Eukaryota; Viridiplantae; Streptophyta; Magnoliopsida; Ericales; Theaceae
Source: RefSeq, a predicted model, not a curated record